UUGAAGUUCAGUCAAACAAGCAAUUUGAGUUAAGUUUUGUUGAAAAUGCUUGGAUUGAGGAGAAACAAAUUAAGUGUCAUUUGCGUGUGGUUCUACGUAUGUGUAGUAUAUUUAAGCGAGUGUAAUGGACAAAAGGAAGGCGAUCCAGUUACAUUUGCGUGCAUUACAUCAGCAUCUCAAAAUGAAUUUUUUAUUGCUAAAGCAACGAAAAGUAUUCCAUCAACUUUGAUCGAUGUGUUAAAUAAUGGAAAAGGUCUAUCGUUGUUUUUCCAUGGUGUUUCGGAUUCUGAUGCUGUAUUACAUGGAUUCCUAUUUAAUUUUGCCACAAAAUGGUUCAAAGCAUCUGACAACAAUAUUUGUAUCGUAUCGUGUCCCUACGUAAUAAGUCCAAAAUCUUUUCUUGCAAAGAAGAUCGAUGGGAUGUGGGUUAAGUGGCUUGAAUACGUGGCAAAGAUGGCUAGCGACUUAAUUAAUAAAAUUGGAGACCCAUCGAAGGUUGAUGUGAGUGGUUUUGGUUAUGGUGCUCAUUUCGCUGGUCGAACCUGUCAAUUCCUAAGCAAAAACGGCAAAAAGAUCCGCCAUUUACUGGCUUUGGAUCCAAUAAAAACUCCUCCCUUUGGAACAAAAAUAAAGGAUACCAUUAGGAGAAAUGAUGCCGAUUAUGUUCAAGUAAUACACACCUCAAGAGAGAUGGGAAUUUGGGAACAAAUUGGAGAUAUUGAUGUAUACGUUAAAUAUGAGGCUGAUACAGUGUAUGGUCCUUUGAAUAUAUUCAUGCAAUAGCAUUUUUCAUCCAUAUUGCAACAUCCACUAAGCGACUUUUUAUAACGGCCGAACUAAAUGAAAAUGGAAAUGGCACUGUAGCGAGAAAUUUAGAUCCAACAUCUGCUCAACCUGAUGUAAGGCCAGGCCAGGAAUGCGCCGUCGGAGUAUAUGGUACCCUGAAUUCGAAUAAUGGUGGACACAAAUUUGGUGUUUGGUUGAAGAACCGUAAUCUUUUCUGGGGUGGCGUUGGUAAUUUUGCUAAUGUCGAAAUUAUUUCGAGUUCAAAAGAAGAAAAACAAAAACAGAUUGAGAUCAAUACAGAAAGUACGAAAUGCUCUAUAUGCAAGAAAAAUAAGAAAAAUGCCAUACUCUAUCCGUGUAAACAUAAGCACACUUGUGUUUCUUGUUGGAAGAAAUGGAACGAUGAAAAUGCAUAUCAUUGCCCGAGAUGUCCCUAUUGCAGAGAAGGAGUCGAAACAAUGAGACGGGAAAUAAUGCAAAUUUUUAAUUUGGGUUGUCUCGGUUAACGAUCACAUCGAAAUGAAAAUGGAAAAUCUCAUCGAAAAUGUCUUAUUUCCAUUUAUUAAUAUUCAAUAUAUGACAUUUGAAAUUUUAAAAUUAAAUAA
Molecule: messenger RNA, 1391 nt
Organism: Contarinia nasturtii (swede midge)
Lineage: Eukaryota; Metazoa; Arthropoda; Insecta; Diptera; Cecidomyiidae
Product: phospholipase A1-like
Exons: 6
Coding region: 46-783 (245 amino acids)
Molecular function (GO): lipase activity
Source: RefSeq, a predicted model, not a curated record